AUGCCGAGAUUCCGUGACUAUGAUGACUUCAACCAACUGUCGCUAACAUCGUUGGAUGGCUUCAUGAUUAUACUGAGCACCGACGGCCUGAUGAUUUACAUAGACGAAAACAUCUCUCUCCUCGGAUAUGCACCUGAUGAGGUUCGGGGCAAAAAAUUACUGAUGCUUCUCCCUGAUGAAGAAAAGAAUGAAGUCUACCAGAAGAUAACUCUCAGACAACCCUUUUCAAACUCAGUAGGAAGACAUGUGGAAUUUGGCUGUCAUUUAAAGAGAGGCGAUGCUGAACAAAAUGGUAACCCUGCUUAUGAAUAUGCAAAAUUUCUUCUGAACAUAAAAGAUAUUACUUUACAAAAUGAGCCUUUUAUAUUAUUUGGUGCCAACAUACCCAGCAGCUUCUACUGUGCACCAACGGACUCAAUUCUUCCUUGGGAGGAUCGGUUUUAUCUCGUGGGGAUGGUUUGUAUAAUCAGGAGUCACAUCCUUAAGAGGGAGAUCAGUUGCGACAUUGAAUAUAAGCAUGCCUCAAAAGUUAAUAAAUGCUCCACAAAUAUGAAUACUUACCAAAUGAUAUAUUGUAAGUGUCUAAACAUGCCAAUAUUUCUGCAGGAGAUUUAUACUAAAAGAGAAGCCGAUAGAGAUGCUCAAAAUUCAAGUGAUGACCAUGCGACUUGCAGCGUCAGAACUGUUCAAGGUGAAAUAAGAAGUUCCAGAUUGGAAAACCUGCGUGAUAAAGCUACUGCUACUACCUCAAAUAUCCAUCUGCUAAAUGAAAGAGCAGCUCCUUUCUCUUUUGAAAAUUCACAGGAUCAGUCUGAUGUGGUGGCUGUUGAAGAAUAUGGACCACAAGAAGCCACUGAUGUGAUUAAGAUAGAAUCUGACUCAUCUUGUAACUCUGAUUCAUCUUCCCUGGAAACUAUGUUUGAUUCUCCAGUGGGAUCCUUGCAGAGCUUUGGAUAUGAACCUGAAGUGGAUCCGGAGAAGCUGAAGGAUCCAAUUGACAUAGAGUUUUCAGUGAGCUCAGAUGAGCUGGAGGAUUCUGUGAAUUCAGUGAGUCUGGACAAUUCACCAGCAGCGUCCUCAGUGCAUCCAGACGAGCCAGACUUUGAGGAAGGCUCACCAAACUCAGAGGGCCCCGUGCUGCAGGAGGUCCUGUCCUCCGCAACCCUGUCAUCAUUUCCUUUUGCUUCCAACACCGGUGGCCAUGAACUGAACCUGAUGCAGAAGUUCAAGGAACAGCUGCAAGUCCGAACUCAGGUGCUAGAGGCUGACAUAACAAGCCAGCAAGAUGCUCUGGAAAUGAUGAAGGAGCAACUCCAGACAAUGCAGAGGUCUGCGUAUCAGAUGCUGACAUCCACACCAGAGCACACUGUGAGUCCUGAACUCAAGCCUGAAUGCUCUGGCCAACGGAAGAGGUCCUUCUCGGAUGUACAUGAGGCCAAACGCUUCUGUGGCCCAUCUCGCUCUUCGCGCUACCUGCAGGAGCAGGAGCAGUACUUGCAGGAACAGCAGAUGCUGCUGCAGCAGCAGAUGGAACAGCUACAGGAGCAGAAGAAGCAGCAACAGCAGCAUGAUGCCAUGCUGGGGAAUCAGACGAUGAAGCUGUGCUUGCCGAGCCAAACUCUGCCGGUCUAUAAUAAACACGUUACAUAUGUGCAGACUCCACCCAUUGUUGUUCCACUACAAAUAAUAACUGAGCAGAAGCCCACUGGUUUCUACCAACAUGCAGAUACUGACGGCCUGGAAGAUUCCAGAAGUGUUGAAUCAACUCUGACAACCUUGGAGACACCUCAAGACUACCUCAAACUUUGGCGUCAGCCUACUCCUCCUCCUCAGCUCCAUGCUGUCUAUGGAGUUAAUCCUUGGAUUGCCAAUGAGCAGAAGACUGGCGUACAGGUGCAGCCCUUGUGGCACCAGGUGCAACUUACUGAUGCAGGAACCCAGCAGCCUCCCAAUGAAGAAGGUUUCCAGGCCUCUGCCACAGACCAAAGGGCCCCUUCUGCCGGUCAGCGGAACAGGAAGCACUUCCAUCCGAAGCCAUGA
Ochotona curzoniae (black-lipped pika) is the source of this 2040-nucleotide messenger RNA. RefSeq names its product PAS domain containing repressor 1 (gene PASD1). The coding region runs from base 1 to 2040 and encodes 679 amino acids. Lineage: Eukaryota; Metazoa; Chordata; Mammalia; Lagomorpha; Ochotonidae. Gene Ontology annotation, cellular component: CLOCK-BMAL transcription complex. The transcript is spliced from 14 exons. The record is from RefSeq and is a predicted model, not a curated record. Gene Ontology annotation, molecular function: DNA-binding transcription factor activity, RNA polymerase II-specific. Gene Ontology annotation, biological process: circadian regulation of gene expression; negative regulation of DNA-templated transcription; regulation of transcription by RNA polymerase II.